CCCCAAUCUAUUUUCCCCGCAUCUGUUCCCUCUACCUCCUUCACCGUUCACUCCGUCCUCUCUGCUUCUAGUCAUGUCAUUGGCCGAAUUCUCUCCUUGCUCUUACUCGAGAUAUCAAACCCUACCCUCCAAUCUAUCGUCCGCUCCAUUGACUGCUUUCCACGUCCACGCCUUCAAGCGCGGCCAAUCUAAGCUCCAUGUCCGCCGGCCGCUGAACAUCACCUGCUCGGUUGCACCGAGCCAAGUACAGUCACCGGCGACCGCGGUUCCCGUCCGUCCGGCCGAUGCGGCGAAUAAACAGGAGUGUUAUGGCGUUUUUUGCACGACAUACGAUCUCAAAGCGGAAGAGAAGACGAAGACUUGGAAAAGUUUAAUUAGGGUUGUUGUUUCUGGCGCGGCUGGGAUGAUAUCCAACCACCUACUCUUCAAACUAGCAUCAGGGGAAGUAUUUGGGCAAGAUCAGCCUAUUGCUCUAAGAUUAUUGGGUUCUGAGAGAUCAUAUCAGGCUCUUGAAGGUGUUGCCAUGGAGCUGGAAGACUCCUUAUAUCCUUUGUUAAGAGAAGUAAGCAUAGGUGUAAAUCCUUAUGAUGUUUUCGAAGAUGCAGAAUGGGCACUUCUAAUUGGUGCCAAGCCUAGAGGUCCUGGAAUGGAACGUGCCGCCCUAUUAGAUAUUAAUGGACAAAUAUUUGCAGAACAGGGAAAAGCUCUCAAUGCCGUGGCAUCGCGCAGUGUCAAAGUCAUAGUAGUGGGUAACCCAUGCAAUACAAAUGCACUUAUUUGUUUGAAAAAUGCACCAAAUAUACCGGCAAAGAAUUUCCAUGCUCUGACACGGUUGGAUGAAAACAGAGCAAAAUGCCAGCUAGCCCUGAAAGCUGGUGUUUUUUAUGACAAAGUCUCAAAUGUCACCAUUUGGGGAAACCAUUCAACCACCCAGGUGCCAGAUUUUCUUAAUGCAAAAAUUAAUGGUGUACCCGUGAAGAAAGUUAUCAAUGACACUAAGUGGUUAGAACAAGAGUUUACUGAAAGAGUUCAAAAGCGUGGAGGUGUGCUUAUCCAAAAAUGGGGCAGAUCUUCUGCUGCAUCAACUGCUGUCUCAAUUGUUGAUGGCAUAAGAUCCCUUGUUACCCCCACUCCAGAGGGUGAUUGGUUUUCAUCUGGGGUUUACACCAAUGGAAAUCCUUAUGGUAUUGAAGAGGAUAUUGUCUUCAGUAUGCCAUGCAGAUCAAAGGGAGAUGGUGACUAUGAGCUUGUUAAGGAGAUAGUAAUUGAUGAUUUCCUUCGUGAACGUAUAAAGAAGACAGAAGCAGAGUUGAUUGCUGAGAAAAGAUGCGUCGCUCAUCUUACAGGGGAGGGCAAUGCAUUCUGUGAUCUUCCUGGGGACACCAUGCUUCCUGGAGAGCAGUAAAAUUUCGAUGCAGCACUCUUUAUUUGAUCUUAGACCUGGAAAAUCAUUUGCCAAAUAACAAGAAUCGAGUUGGAGAGAUGCCCUCCAUCAAAAUAGUAAGUGUGCUGUACUAUGUUUAUAUAAAAGAAUAAGCAGCUAAAUGGCUUCGCAGUAAAGAAUGUUGGCAUUCAUCCAAAUUUUGUAUCAUAUUAUAUUUGUAAGUGCAAUGUCUUAAGUAUAAUUUAUUCACAGCUUUAAUGGUAUAUAUUACGUAAUUCGUGUCAGACCAA
Molecule: messenger RNA, 1674 nt
Organism: Dendrobium catenatum
Lineage: Eukaryota; Viridiplantae; Streptophyta; Magnoliopsida; Asparagales; Orchidaceae
Product: malate dehydrogenase [NADP], chloroplastic
Exons: 14
Coding region: 74-1405 (443 amino acids)
Biological process (GO): tricarboxylic acid cycle; oxaloacetate metabolic process; malate metabolic process
Molecular function (GO): L-malate dehydrogenase (NAD+) activity; L-malate dehydrogenase (NADP+) activity
Source: RefSeq, a predicted model, not a curated record